GAAUCGUGCACGCCUACUGGAAGUGAAGCUCUACAAACCAUCAUUACCCUGUUUUUACCCUGCACCAUCAGCAUACAUUAAAGUUUGCACUGGACAGUUUUGGGGUCUCGUUAAUGAGAGAUGUCUGCGGUUAUUAGAAAGAUUAUUCACACUGCAGCUGCUCCAGCCGCGAUCGGGCCUUACAGCCAGGCUGUCGUGGCGGAUCGUACAGUGUAUAUCUCAGGACAAUUGGGCAUGGAUGUUGCCUCUGGGCAGCUGGUGGCAGGAGGGGUGCAGGCCCAGGCCAAACAGGCACUUAUUAACAUGGGGGAGAUUCUGAAAGCUGCCGGAUGUGGAUAUGAAAACGUUAUCAAGACAACAGUGCUGUUGGCAGACAUAAAUGACUUCAAUAAUGUCAAUGAUGUUUACAAGCAAUUUUUCACCAGAAAUUACCCAGCUAGGGCUGCCUAUCAAGUAGCUGCCCUACCCAGAGGGGGGCUUGUUGAGAUUGAAGCAGUUGCUGUAUUGGGACCCAUCACAGAUGCCUCCUGACUGUAUAGCCAAAGCAUGCAUAACAAAUUGUAAAUACAGUUAUAUGGAGAAGGCCACAAAUUAGAAAAGGAAUCACACUAACAACCUCACAUUACAUCAUAUGCAUCAACAAAGGGAAACAGCAACAGAAAAACAGUUUAUUAAUUACUAAGUGAAUUUACUCUGGUUGUUAUACAGUAUCAUUACAUUCUUUUAUAUAUAAUCUUAUAAUAACAUAUGUUAUCUACAAUAACAACGAUGCAAAUAGUUCUUGUUAAACUUUAUUUUUAAACUCCUAAAAUCUGUCAUUAUUACAUUAGACCACACCCCAAAAUUAAAAAUGUCUUCCAUUUAGAGAGAGUUAUGUUCCAUCUGCUGUCCUUUUUAUUUUUUGCAUGAAAAUAUUAGCAUACCAUGAAUAAACAAAAAACC
Molecule: messenger RNA, 942 nt
Organism: Xyrauchen texanus (razorback sucker)
Lineage: Eukaryota; Metazoa; Chordata; Actinopteri; Cypriniformes; Catostomidae
Gene: rida
Product: reactive intermediate imine deaminase A homolog
Exons: 6
Coding region: 121-531 (136 amino acids)
Cellular component (GO): cytosol
Molecular function (GO): deaminase activity
Source: RefSeq, a predicted model, not a curated record